AUGCGACAGGAACUCAAUCGCUCGUUGAUGUCCCCCCAUUUAAUAGAACAACAAAUGGCCACGCUUCAGCUGACCCCGGACCAAUACUUGAGCUUUGGCGAGCUGAUGAAGCCCUCACAGGCGCUGAUCAGCAGGCUGCAAAGGGCCGAUCAGCUCGACCGGAUCCUACUCACGAGGGCCUCAACCUUCUUCGUGCUGGCGUGUCUGUACAUCCUCAAAAAGCGGAUCCUGGACCGCAGCUUCUCGCUGCUUCCCACCCUCCUCUCUCCCCUCAGCCGGACGACGGCUCAGAUCAUCGCAAAUAACAAGCAGGCCGCCGUCGCCAUCGCCUCAACUGGCGCGCAGGAUGUCCUGCUGGGCGCUUCAGCAGAGGCCGCCGCCGCCGCUGUGACCACCUACACAGUCGCUUUCAUCCCAAGCCUCGCAUCCCCCAAUUUACCCCCAGCCGUCGCCGAACUUCCGCUGACACCCACCCCCGCCAAUCCAUCUGUCCCCCAAAUGCCAGACAUUGAACUGCUUCAUGAAGAGCUUCAAAUCUCAUACAAAUACCCUGUUCAGAUUGCUACCCCAAAUCUUUGUAUUGUAUUUCCUGGGCCUGACAAGCAGCUGUCAUCCCUCUUGUUUGCUCUCCCUGGUGGUCAUUGGCCUGUGGAUUUGGGCAAUGAACGACACGGAGGUUGA
Puccinia triticina is the source of this 681-nucleotide messenger RNA. RefSeq lists its product as uncharacterized. NCBI's taxonomy places the organism in Eukaryota, Fungi, Basidiomycota, Pucciniomycetes, Pucciniales, Pucciniaceae. Gene Ontology annotation, molecular function: SNAP receptor activity. Gene Ontology annotation, cellular component: endoplasmic reticulum; SNARE complex. Gene Ontology annotation, biological process: retrograde vesicle-mediated transport, Golgi to endoplasmic reticulum. The transcript has 3 exons. The record is from RefSeq and is a predicted model, not a curated record. Bases 1 to 681 code for a protein of 226 amino acids.